AUGCCAAGCAACGUUUCCCUUUCUCAGUUCAUUUCUGCCAUCGAAAAGACCAAAGCACCGUACACCGACAUCUGGGUGGCGAGGCUGGAGACCCGUCACAUGGACGCAUUCGUCGGACUCCUCAUCGCCUACCUCUCCAACACGACCAGUCUUACGAUUACAACCAAUUUCAUCAGGAACUUUCACCUUGUUGGUAAAGUCCUCCGAUCCAAGGCUCUCCAGUUCCGGCCCCCCCGUUCCGAUUCUGAGGUCGAUUCCGAUUCUGAGGUCGGCUCCGACUCUGAGGUCUAUUCCGAUUGUGAGGUCUAUUCCGAUUCUGAGGGUAUUGAAUCCGAUUCUGAAGCUCUUGAAUCCGACGAUGGGGCUGUCGAAUCCGAUGCUAGGUCUCACGAAUCAGAUGGUGAGGCUCUCGAUCCCGGUCCUGGUGAGGCCCUCGAACCCGAUGCUAGGUCUCACAAAUCUGAUGUCGAGGCUCUCGAACCCGAUGCUGGGUCUCACAAAUCUGAUGUCGAGGCUCUCGAACCCGAUGCUGGGUCUCACAAAUCUGAUGGCGAGGCUCUCGUCCCCAAUUCUGAUGAGGCUCUUGAAUCCGAUUCUUGGGAGACUGUCGAGUCCGAGCCUGAUGAGGCUCUCGAACCCGAUGCUAGGUCUGACAAAUCUGAUGGUGAGGCUCUCGACACCAAUUCUGAUGAGGGUUCUGAAUCCGAUUCUGAUGAGGCUCCCAAACGGGACGCUUUCCCGGAUCAAAUUCCCAGGUUUACACAGCUGCAACGAUUAGCCUAUGUUAGACGUCUUGAUAACGAUGAGCUAGAUCAAGAUCAGUCAGAUCCAGAUUCUCAGUUCGAGGAGGCUUUCUCUACCCUUUAUCUGCCAAAUCUUGUACAUGUCAAACUUUGGCUCGCAAACCCCGAGAGGUUUUGGUGGCCAGAGGGAAAGCCAAACCUCGACCACCUCACCUCAUUAGAUAUCGAAUGGCUUCACCCAAGGUUUCUAAAGAGGAUACUGUCCUUGACAAGGAAUCUGAAAUCACUCACCUACUCUUGGGAUUACGCUGAGGAUAUCUCUUGCGACGCGUGGAAGGACGCAGAUCUAAACUUGGAUAAGAUAAUAACCGCCAUUUCUCCCGCCAAACAUACAUUAGAGAAGCUACAUAUCAAGUUUCGAGUUGGUUUCGGCCGAAAGGAGACAUGGCCGGAAAUACGUACUUCUGGGUCUUUCGACAAUCUUGUCGAGUUUGGUCAGAUCAAGGAACUACAUGUUCCCUUGGUAGCCUUGUAUGGUUUUAAUGCUAACUAUCCCCCCUUGGGUCGCGGCAUCCCGCCUUCAGUCGAGACUCUUAUUCUAACCGACGACAUGAUGGAUGACGUGACAUUUGUAAUGUGGGAUGCGCGCAAGCCUGAUAUGAAGGGAUGGGGAAAAGAUUUACAGGCUUGGGGGAAGAGCAGGCGCAUAUGGAUGCCUGCUCACACUUUUCAGAGUGUGAUAUUAGUACUGGCUGAGAGCUGCCCUACGAAGUUUCCGCGACUACGACAGAUAUUCUGGUUUAAUGUUGCGGAGGACGAUGAUUAUUCUGAUUUUGAGCGUGAGGUUAAGAGGAUCUCUCAUCGUCUUGGUGUUGAUAUCAAGCCUUUGAAUGAUGAGAAGGAACGAAUUCAAAAACGAGGCAUAGGAGAAGAAGCGGUACAUCUCGAGGGAUGCAUCUUCGGCGAGAACGAUCGAUUCCUCUACAAUAACCGUUCCACCCUAGUCCGCCGUAAGCAAGAUCAUCUGAAGCACAUGCCACGUAUGCAGCGGCUCUCUUGUCGUCCCCGCCACGUAUUGACUGCCAAACACUGCAUCCUGAACAACCGCACCGUCACAUUCUGCCCUGGACACGGCAACAAGGACUUCUUCAACUCGUCACAAUCCACGCAUGCGUCUGUGAGCACCAAGAUCGGCGACGGGAUCAGCGACGCAAGGGAGGACUGGGCCGUGCUGAUACUCGACAAGCGUCUCGGCGAUGAAGUUGGCUACUUCGGCGCCAAGGUCACGGAGCGCUCUGUGACGGAAUUUUCAACUUCGCCAUCAUGA
Clonostachys rhizophaga is the source of this 2070-nucleotide messenger RNA. The record is from the annotation of a GenBank genome assembly. Lineage: Eukaryota; Fungi; Ascomycota; Sordariomycetes; Hypocreales; Bionectriaceae.